AUGCCAGGAUUAAAAAAUCCAAAUGAAAAAAAACCUAAAUCUCGAAGUUGUAAUUUAAAGAAAGUUAUUGCUAAACAUUCUAGAACAAAAUGUUGUUGUUGUAUACCAAUAAAGCCAGGUGUCAUGACCAUUGCGAUACUUUUGUUGAUACAUGCAUUAUGGCAUACAGCAAUAAUGAUCCCAGAGAUUAAAAUAUAUAUAACACAUCUACCAAGAGCAUUCACGAUAGUUUUAAGUAUUUUAUAUUUUUUGGUGGCAAUAAUUGCAAUAUAUGGUAUAAAUGCAUUACGUAUGAAUGAUAAAAACAAAGUAAAAAUAUUUUCAAUUAUAUAUUGGCUUUCAGUUGUUUUAUUGUUAGUUUUACAUUUGGUUCAAUUGAUUUUAGCAUUUAAAUGGAAAGAUGAUACAAUGUAUAAUUGUCAAGAUGAUAUAAGAUAUUGGGUACCAUCAAAUUCAAGUACUGUAACUAUGCCAGAUGAUCCUAAUGCUACUACAAUUCAAGAAGUUGGUGAUGCCUGUGAGGCUGCUACUAAAUUAGCAUUAAUAUUUUAUCUGAUUGAUUAUUUUCUUAAAAUUAUUUUUUUGAUGCAUUUUGGAAGAGUGGUACAUUCAUAUAGUAAAGUAUUAUUUGAAGAAAAGAUUGAUAAUGGAGAGGAUCGUGAAAUAGAAAAAAUUGAUUUAGAAGAUGAUGAUGAAAAAAAGGAUAAACAAAAAAAUGAUUUUCCUCUAAAUGAUGUUAAAUUCAAUAAAUUUGAUAAAGAAUCUAAAGAAGUUGUGUUGAUAAGAAUAAGACAUAGAUAG
Molecule: messenger RNA, 801 nt
Organism: Entrophospora candida
Lineage: Eukaryota; Fungi; Glomeromycota; Glomeromycetes; Entrophosporales; Entrophosporaceae
Source: the annotation of a GenBank genome assembly